AUGGCCCAACCACCGGCGCCAGCCACUGCAACAGUCACAAUCGCUAUCCCGAUCCUAGACAAUAUCUUUCAAUCUGUCCGUCAUCUAGAAGACGAAGUUCGCAAUGUCUCAACCCGCCUAAGCGCGCUAGAACUACAGCUAGCACAACAAACAAAGCAGUCUUCGUCUAAUGUCAUUGCCGAUCUACCUCAUGACAUCGCCGACGACACGACUCUUGGGCACGAAGAUCCUCGCCAGGAAGCAGAUCGUGUUGACGACGCAAACCUACAUGUCCAGACGAAUGAUCGCUUUCGCCGUGAUGAUCCCGCUCACAACCAGCAAGACGACAUCAUCCAGGAAGAUGAGAACAUCACUCGCACCCAGGAAGCCAACAUCAAUCACAAUCACGAAAGUGUCACUCAGCAAGUCGAUGCCAAUCACACUCAACAAGAUGAUGUCACUCAAGAAGACGAGAACAUCACUCAGGAAAUGGACUUGUCUCACGAAGACGCUGUCACUCACACUCACGAGGACAGAGAAAGCCCGGCCCGUGAAGAUGGCCAGAGCCUUAUUGUCAGCUCGUCUCCCAGUGUCGACGUCGGCAUCACUGCAAUGGCUAAACCAGUUGUUCCAGCACCUGCUGCUGCGACUGCUGCUGCUACUGCUGGUGGUGGAAAGAAACGCAAGCGCACGAUACACGACGCACCAGCCCACAUCGAUCGUUCGGGUUUCAUGAUUCGCAGCUCUGACGCCCGACUCGCCGAAGAGCGAAAUGGAGAAGUCAAGGGACCGUCAAGGUCUGAGUCUCCAUUCGACAACAGCAACAGAGACGGAUCCUCGGAUGGACUUGACCAGAUUCCACCUAAACCACCCGUAGGCACACAAUCACUAUCUUCGUCAAAACCAGAAGUCCGCCGACGCCAACCAAGAGCUCAGGAGGCUGGGCUCGAUGAGUUCGUCGCUCCGAAGGAAGAAGGCUUUACAAUUAGCCGAUACGGAAGGAUUAGAAACCAAACCCAAGGCCAAUCAGGCUUCGUGGCUACUCCAGCAAAAUUCAAAUAG
Aureobasidium melanogenum CBS 110374 is the source of this 1041-nucleotide messenger RNA. RefSeq lists its product as uncharacterized. The record is from RefSeq and is a predicted model, not a curated record. Bases 1 to 1041 code for a protein of 346 amino acids. The transcript has 2 exons. Lineage: Eukaryota; Fungi; Ascomycota; Dothideomycetes; Dothideales; Saccotheciaceae.